AUGAAUAUGUUGGAUGAUGAAGAUGACCAAAGCUUUCACGCUACGCGUGACGGCUACUCCCAUUUGAGCGAUGUCGAAUGGGAUGCGGUUGAACGAAUGGGUUCGACCAUGGGCAUCCAUGCUGUUAGCGUCAUGCUAGAGGCUCUCAAUAGAGAUGCCCAACAUGUUACUAUCGCCAAGUUCAUUCAAAAUGAACUUGACGCAGAACGCGAGAAAGUAGCCUUGCUUCACCAACAAGGUUCUCAACAAGCAGAGUUGUUGAGAGAACAAGGUGCUCAACAGUUUGAACUGUUGAGACAGCAGCAGGCUGCUGCUGGCGGGUCGAUGCACUCGCGUCGGCCCGAGACUUUGAAGAUUGACAUCUCAAAGGCGCGUCGCAUCGACGACGGGGAUAUGCAAGUUGCAUUUGCCCAGUCAAAUCUGGCAGGACGUGCCAAGACUUGGGCAUUGGGGCUCAAGCUGCACGACCCAUAUGCGUUUGGGUCGUUGGAAGUUCUUCAAGUCGCGGCUCAGACAAACGUUUGA
This is a messenger RNA of Peronospora matthiolae, 525 nucleotides long. The record is from the annotation of a GenBank genome assembly. Lineage: Eukaryota; Oomycota; Peronosporomycetes; Peronosporales; Peronosporaceae.